This is a messenger RNA of Pseudovirgaria hyperparasitica, 750 nucleotides long. RefSeq lists its product as uncharacterized. The record is from RefSeq and is a predicted model, not a curated record. Lineage: Eukaryota; Fungi; Ascomycota; Dothideomycetes; Acrospermales; Acrospermaceae. The transcript has 3 exons. The coding region runs from base 1 to 750 and encodes 249 amino acids.
AUGCCGUCCGUCAUCUCAACCCUUAUCGCCUCGGCUGCCUGCUGGUCGGUGGUCGCCGCACACACCGUAAUCACCUACCCCGGAUGGAGAGGAAACAAUCUGCACACAAAUGGUACAGAUGGUCAGGAUAGUCUCGGAAUAAACAACAUACCGACCGGAGCAUUGAGUGUCAAUCCUGGAACGAACGGCUCUGGCCCCACAUUUCCAUAUGGCAUGCAAUGGAUAUAUCCAUGCGGUGGCAUGCCGACAUCAACAAACCGAACGAAAUGGCCUAUUGGAGGAGGCGCAGUCGGCGUCCAGCCUGGAUGGUUCCAGGGUCACUCAAAGGCAUUCUUUUACAUCAACCUCGGGCUGGGCACAGAACCACAGAACAUGUCACAUCCCAUGGUGCCUGUGUUUGAGAUUCUCGGACCAGCAAACACCAUGUACAAGGGCGAGUUCUGUCUGCCACAAGUACCGCUGCCUGCAAACAUCACCGUGAGGGCCGGCGACAAUGCGACCAUUCAGAUCAUCGAGACUGCACAGCACGGCGCUGCGCUGUACAAUUGCGUAGACAUUACAUUUGACGAGCCCGAGAACGUACCAGAGGUCAACGAGACCAACUGCCGCAACUCAACGGAACCCGGCACGGAGAUCAAGUUCGACAUGGUCUUCACAACCACCAGCCUCGAUUCAUCAGCCUUUACGUUGCACAUACCGACCAUCGUCCCUACCGUCCUAACUAUUGCGCUAGCGGCCUUCUGGUUAUAA